AAAAAAAAAACUCACUGGCCGAUAGGCAACUCGGCAUCGCUUGUGGAACCCUCAUCGUCGUCCCCAUCUCCUCCUCUCCUCUCCCAAAUAUCUCGCCCAUUCCUCCUCCCCUUCCCCUUCCCCAAACCCUUCUCCCUCCCCUCUCUCAAUGCCCACGUCGUCGGCGGCGAUCAUUAGCCGGCCGGAGGAGCUGACGGAGCGGCUGAGCUCCGGCGGCGGCACCCCCACGGGCGGCGGGGGCGACGGCGGAGGGGAGGAGGAGGAGGCGGCGCUGGUGAGGGCGAUUAGGGAGGUGAAGAACCAGAUAAUCGGGAACAAGACGAAGAAGCUCCUCUACCUCGAGCUCGGUGCCGUCCCCAAAAUCGCCGCCGCCCUCGUCUCCCCUGCCGCCUCCGCCGCUCUCCUCGUCCAGGCCGCCGCCGCCGUCGGCAGCUUCGCCUGCGGGGUCGAGGACGGGCGCCUCCUCUCUCACCCGGAAGAGAAGGUUGUGGAUGCAGCUGCACGCUCUCUUAAGAUGAUAUUUCAAUCAACUGUAGCACCAAAAUAUGAUGUUCUUCAAGAGAAAAACAUGAAUUUUCUUCUUUCCCUUCUGAAUAGUGAGAAUGAAAAUGUAACUGAAUUGGCUGCCACUAUUAUUACACACUCUUGUCAGAGAAAUGCUGAACAAAUGGCACUUGCUGAUGCUGGUGUUCUGCAGCGACUCACCAGUCUACUAGGAGGUUUUCUAAAUCAACGGGAUGCUUGCCUACAAUCUAUUACAGCAAUUGUAAAGAACAACUCCAAAGUUGCUUCUAAAUUUGUUAUUAUGGCCAAUGGAAAAGCGUUUAAUUCAUUAGUCGAGUUGAUGAAGGAUAGGAACCCACGGACAAGAUUGCUUGCCUGUGUAUGCUUGAUUGCUAUUGGGAACUCUUAUCCUUAUUUUUUUCGAGAUAUACAAACUAAGACCAAGAUGAUUCUCAUCCUACUUGAGCUUCUUGAAGAACAUGGUCGAGUUGGGGAUGAGGCCCCAUCAGUAUUGACAAAUCUCAUUGCAGAUAAUGAGGAAUUGCAUAAACAAGCUGUUUCAAAUAAUGCUGUCGAGAAGCUUUGCAACUUUUUGGGUAAGAGCCCAAUAGAAGCCCGGCGCCUCGAGGGAGUAUUGCUUGCAUUAGCCGAACUGUGCUCGAAGUUAGAGAACUCCAGAUCUCUGCUCAUGUCAUUGCAGGUUUCACACUUAAUUGUUGAUGCACUGAAGCACGAUAAUGCUGAUGUUCGUGUUGCAGCUUGCACCUGUAUAAAGAACAUUUUUCGCUCGCUAAAGAACCUUAGCGCGGGCAAUUUUUCCAGUGACUCUAUUGUUGUUACCUUAAUCCAGCUUUUGCAUGAUCGAUGUACUUCUGUACAGUUUGCUGCCCUUGGUGCUAUUUGCAAUGUGUCUGUCAAUUUUACCACUAGAAAAUCUUCCUUUUUUCAAUAUGGAGGUGUCUCGCAGCUUAUUCAAUUAUCCAAGUCUAUGGACUCAAUACUGAGGUUGAAAUCUGUGUCGGCUCUUCGGAAUCUUAUGUUCCUUCUAGAUAGAAAGGAUAAAGACAACAUUCUUAUUGAGCUAUCUGUACCUAUGCUAAUGAGCCUGAUAUGUGAUGAUGAACAUCUUAUUCAAGAGCAGGCCUUGACACUAGUCGGCAACUUCGUCGAUGGAUGUGGUGACUCUAUAAAGCAUCUCUUUGCUGAAGACAACGAAAUUCUAAAUGUUAUUUCGAGACAAUUAUGCAAUUCAUGUGCUCCUGGAGUAUGUAUACAGGGCAUGUUUGCACUUAGCAAUAUUGCAGCUGUGAAUGAAUCCCUUAAAGCAGCUGUUAUGAAUUGUGUCAUUCCGCCAGAAACAGAUAACAGUACCCCUUUGUUUAUCCUCAAAUUUCUGCAGAACAAGGAUAAGUCAUUGCGGGUGGCCUCCUUGUGGUGUAUACUGAACCUGGUUUACCCAGGCUGCGAGAGCUCCUCUUCCAGAAUUGCAAGACUAAAGGACGUUGGAAUAAUUUCUCAAUUAAAUACUAUGGUCAACGAUCCCUGCUUGGAUUGCAAGCUUCGGGUAAGGAUGGUGCUAGAGAAGUGUUUGGAUAUCAAAAAUAGUCAGAACGAUCAGUAAUGUCAGCUGAAGUUCUGCUUCGUAAAGCCAGCUGUGAAAGAGUGACCUGAGAUGCUGGAGAAAACAUUAGUUGGCGAUACACAUUUUUGUGUGGGAAAAAAAUAGCCAGCACUUUGAGAGGUUUUGUAUGAACUUAAGCAUCGAAGCAUCUCCUCCUUCAUCCGGGUUUUCGCUGGAAGUGAUGAGGGACUUCGAAAGGUUUCCUAUGAACUUUAGCAUGAACGCAUCAUAGACUUCAUCUGGGUUUAUAACAGAAGAGAGCUUUCGAAGAUCAGCUUCACUUUAUCCCACUUUCCGUUAUUUGUCGAUGUUCUUUUGUAUUUCUUGAUCGAAGUUUUGACUGGAACUUUAUGGAUGAGAUGCUAAAAUGGCACUUGCCGCCAUCUUGUUGUUUCUGUUUUCGUGUUGUAAAUGUCUGGAACUAUGGGACCGAAGGAAUACUCGUCCAGAGGAGUACUCACUGCAUAAUUGUAAAUUAUCUUUGCUGAAUGCACUGAUUGUGCUGACAAGAAGUGCGGACCAUCAGAUCCUAAGUCUUGAUUGGUUUCAGAUUUGUAAAUUUGAUUUUGUGCAGAAGAAGGCGAACCUGUAAUCUGUUCAAACCUGAUGUGGACAACUGAACAUCCACGCAGAGCGUACUGAUCUUUUCUCUGUGUUGUGGUAUGUCAGCAUGUUAAACUCUCUCAAUUAGAGCAGUAAAAGAAUCUGAUAAACACUUUGUUCCUCAUUAAGGAAAUUCAUGGGUUGUAGGAUCUGAGUGAAUC
This is a messenger RNA of Ananas comosus (pineapple), 2889 nucleotides long. Its product is annotated as armadillo repeat-containing protein 8. Gene Ontology annotation, molecular function: protein binding. The transcript is spliced from 8 exons. Bases 149 to 2125 code for a protein of 658 amino acids. NCBI's taxonomy places the organism in Eukaryota, Viridiplantae, Streptophyta, Magnoliopsida, Poales, Bromeliaceae. The record is from RefSeq and is a predicted model, not a curated record. Gene Ontology annotation, cellular component: GID complex. Gene Ontology annotation, biological process: proteasome-mediated ubiquitin-dependent protein catabolic process.